Molecule: messenger RNA, 4686 nt
Organism: Trachymyrmex cornetzi
Lineage: Eukaryota; Metazoa; Arthropoda; Insecta; Hymenoptera; Formicidae
Gene: Su(Tpl)
Product: Suppressor of Triplolethal
Exons: 10
Coding region: 1017-3275 (752 amino acids)
Biological process (GO): transcription elongation by RNA polymerase II; positive regulation of transcription elongation by RNA polymerase II; snRNA transcription by RNA polymerase II
Cellular component (GO): transcription elongation factor complex
Molecular function (GO): cis-regulatory region sequence-specific DNA binding
Source: RefSeq, a predicted model, not a curated record
CGUCACCGCGCGAGGACGGCGAGGUCGUCCUUGGUUCGACUGUCGGGUUAUCCAGUUGCGCGCGACGCAAUUGGUCGAACGGCUCUUCCACAAGCCCCGCCUACCAGGUGGCCGUUCGAAAGUGUGUAGUCGUGUUUCCUUACGGCGAAACGACAGGCGCUGCUUCUCAUCUAUUCUACCGGACUGUCGGCGUUCAGUUUAUAGGAGGAAAAAAACCACGGGGAUGAGUCGCGUCGGUCUGGUAAUAUGCGACGGUUGAGAAGGAUCGGAGCAGGUGGGAAAUCGCGAGCGCGCACGAGGGUGGUUCGCUGUUAAAAGAAAAACAUCGUCCACGGGGUGCUAAAGCUGCGGUAUCGUGUCCGGGGUGGGGGGGAACCUCAGCGAUCGCGAGUAUAGUGUGUCGACAGUCGUGAGAGCGAAAGAGAAGGAGAGCAAAGAGCAUACAGCAAACUGUGCGGGAGAGGAGGAGGAGGAGGAGGAGGAGGCGACGACGACGACGACGACGGCGGUGGAGGUGAUGGUGUGAGCGUGGCGAGAAGGAAAAACACGUUUCGCGAAAGAACGUCUCGUCUCGCGUCGAGAGUUCCGGCUGAAGAUAUCCGUCAUCAUCGGGUGUCGUCGUCUCGCGGUGUUACGUUCCGCGCGCCGUACGGCGCGAAUAUCGCGCCGCGCGAAAAUUUGUGCGUUCAACGAAGGGUGGUGAGAAAAGAGGCGAGAAGAAAAGAGAGAGAGACAGAGAGCGAGAGAGAAAAAAGGGAGGCUGGAACACAGAAACGCGCGCGAGUGCCGUGCGAUAGAGGAAGAGAGGAGAGAGAGAAGAGAGAAAGAGAGAGAGAGAGAGAAGGCGCGUUGUCGUCGUGCGCUGCUUCACGGCGUUGCCCGAGUAGCCAGACGAGCGGAGGACGUCAGCUGUGUGGUGCGCCGAGGGGACGGCGAGUCGUGCGCGCGGGUUGAAGCGAGACGGUGCGGCGCGAACGAGCGAGCGAGCGAGACAGUGAGAAGCCGCACACGGCGAAAUGGGAGACGGAGAAAUGGCGCUGGUGCCAGAUGUCCAGUAUGGUUUGUCGUCGCACGGCAAUUUCGACGAGCGCAAAUCCCUGAUAUUUGUCAAGCUCACCGACUCGUCGCAACGUGCCAUCAAGGAGUACCUCAAGAUUAAGCAUAAGAUUGGCGAAAAACCUAAUAUACAGUUCCUAGGAAAUGAUGGGCAUCUCAGCAUUCCAUCCAUCAACGGAGUGGCCAGAUUCACCUUCAGCAUCUCCAGCAGCCAGGACAUGGAGGGUUCCCAGGGUGGUUUCGAGCUUGCUCAACAGACCAGCCUUAAAAACCUCGAGAGCCUCGGCGCUAUACCGUACAAGAUGCGGAUACAGGCAAACGAUGACGUUUACGAGACCACCAGGCACAGAAUGGCGGUCGUCGAGGAGAAUAACAAGAACAAAUGCACGAGGGUGAUUAAGGCGAACGGUCCAGAUAUCGGACGCAAGGUGAAAGUGAAAGGAACCGGAAGAACAAUACCUCCUCCGUCAUCGUAUGCAAGGCAUCGGGAAUCUACGAUGAGCAUUCCAACUUCCGGCAAUAGUCAGCCCAAAGCCUCAACCAACAAGCCGAUCGCUAAUAGUAGUAGUAAUAGUAAUAGUAGUAACCAUCUAUCGGCGGUUCACAAUCAGGAGAAAAAACCAGUUUCUGACAUUAUGCGCAGGCCACUUAAGGAAAGACUUAUCCAUGUUCUUGCUUUGAGGCCCUACAAAAAGCCCGAGCUUUACGAACGCAUCAAGAAAGAGGGUUUGAGAGAACGAGAGCGACCCGUCAUGCAGACGCUUCUAAAGCAAGUAGCUUAUAUGCGUGACAACACGUAUCACCUGUAUAGGCAUAUCUGGAACGAUGUGCAAGAGGAUUGGCCUUUCUACACCGAGCAGGAAAGGACAAUGUUAAGGAGGCGGAAACCUCAAAAUCUUACUCCACCCGGCUCGAGCGACGGCGGUUCCAGCGGCAGUGGUCAGUCGCCCAAUUCCAUUCAUGCGGGCUCACCGCCGGCGAUCACGGCACCUCCGCCCAAUUUGGUUAGCAACAAGAGACCAGGAUACUAUCAGGGUAACGACGGACUACCAACGAAGAAGCCGCGGAUAUCGCACUAUAAGAGACCUGAGCCCAUCUCUUUCAUCCCCGCUGGCGAAAGGCUAUCAGGCAGUAGCAGUUAUAGUAAUAAUAACAGUGGUGUUAGUGCAACCGCUGGUGGCGACCGUAUCGUUGAUCGUACCACCGGCGUUAAUAGUGGUUGUGGUAACAGCAAUAGUGGUGAUGGUAGUAAUAGUAACAACGGCGGUAGCGGUUUCGACGGUUGGGAAUCGAGGCAGCAAUUGCAGCGUGAACGCAGCAGCAGCAGCAACCGCGUCGAUUACCGGGCCGAAAGGACAGCAAACAGUGAUGUACUGCGGGGUACUGGAAACGUCUAUAGUGAAGUCUCCGCUAUCACCGCAGUUCCAAACGACUCCAAUCGAUCAUUGUGCUUGACACCGUUGUCGCCUGAUGAUAGUGAAAGGGGCAACCAUCAUCCGAAUGGGGAUAGACACGACGGCGGUGUCAUUAUAGCCAAUGAAAUUGCGAGCAACAUAAUCGACCACACCGACAGGAGAGACAGGAGCGAUAGGAGUCGAGGCGCGAGAGAAGAGAGAAACAGAGAGAGGGAAUUCAGGAAUAGAAGUAAUACCGCCAGUUAUGCAGGUAUCUUCGGUGAAACCUCUAGCGCUCCUACUUAUGCCGAUAAUGCCAUUGGUAUCACUGCGAUCUCGCUGCCGACUGAUGGAUUCGAAAGGCUGGGAAGUACCGGGCAAUAUGUCGACUACCGCACGGAAUAUACAACAAUAAGCAACCCGGAACAGAAAAGGCGUUACAAAGAAGAGUUCAACGCGAACUAUGAAGAAUAUCGUAGGUUGCACUCUCAAGUACUCGUAACCGCAAAUCGCUUCACGCAUUUGUAUACACUAUUGCAAGAUCAAAAGAAAUUGGGCAACAUGAUCGAGAGUGAGGAAACUAAAGAACAGAUAUAUCGCGAGUACAAAGAGACUAAACAGAAUCCAGUAUACCAGCAGAUGAAGGAACGAUUUGACUAUCUGCACAACAAGCUGAGCCAUAUAAAACGACUGAUCUUAGAGUACGACAGUGAGAACGCCGUCGGCAGAAUGUCGAUUCCAAAUACCAUUAAUAACGGUAUAAUUAGUAACUCCAUGAACAUCGGCAGCAACAACAUCGGGGGUAUCGAUCAUCGGCAUUACUGACAUAAACUGAAAAGACCGCCUCUUAUUCCUCCCCUCUUCCUCGAUACUGUCAACGUUGCCGUAGAAUCUGUAUUUUCUCGGCAUGUUCUAAGGCUGAUCUUUCACGGUCCAUAUGGUUCCUGUGUUCUAUCACCGGAAAGUCAAGUGACUCGAAAUGGCUCGAUGCAAGAUCUCGUGUACAAUAUUUGUCAUAAGGCAUCUUAUAAUGAUGAAUAUACAUCGUACGCGAAAUACUCUUCCUGCAAAUCUUCCCCACGUCUCCGUUGCAAGAGUCGUCGAUCGCGACAAUUUCCACGACGGCGACGAUCUCGCCGACUCUCGUCAUCACGGUAAGGCUCACGCAUCAACUUCGAUCAAUACUAAAUACUUGCAUGAAGGCUGUUGACAAUCGAGUACAUACAAGCGAUAGAUACCCAUUCGGAAUAGAAAAAUGAAAAUAAGGGCAUUCUGAUGAUCAGCGAACAUAAAAUUGUGCGGGGACGUACGGAGAUUUAAAGCUGGUCCUGUAAUGACUGAGGAAGACAUUGUAGAAAAUCGAAGAGAGAAGAGGCGCAACGGGAAAGAAGUAGUUAAACUCUGUAAUAAGUUACUUACCGUGCGCACGUCCAAGUGUGUCGUCCACUUUAAGAGUACGUAAAUAAAAAAAAGAAAAAAAAAUGAUAUGAUUGUGAGAAGAGGGUCCAAGAGAUAAUAAGGCUUACCGCGUGCCACGUCCGGGUUUCUUUUUGUCCGCCGGAAGGAGGAAAGAAAACUGGCUCGCAAAACACUUAUAACAUAUACACGCAUACUCUUUAUCCAUGAGCUGGCACGAAUCUCUCGCUCGCGAUUCGUGCGUUGCUCAUCGCAACUUGAGAAAGGGCUUGAAAAGAAAAAAAAAAAGAAAAUCGGAUUACCUUCCUAUAUGUGAGAGAGAGACCAUAGUACUUCGUGAAUUUAAGAUUCUUUGUUACUUCUUCGUUCUUUUUUGCCUUCGCUGAUAUGUUCUAUGAUAAUGUAUUGAUUAUCUGAUAGGUAUGGUCGGUUGAUAAGAAAAAAAAAACGAGACGAUAAACAGCCUUAAGGGAAAAGAAAAGAAAAGCAAAAGAAAUUUAAUGAUCGCAUAAAUUAACACAACUCAAGCAAGUAAAAUUGUAUAUAAUUUUAACUAUUUUUUAAGUUACGUAAACUAGUGAAUUUUUUAGAGGCCGAAUUACUUUGAUUUUAUAACGGUUUUAAUUAUAAAAAGAUGUGGUAUAUACAAUACGUUGUGCAAGUUUUUCCAUGAUUUUAAAUUUUAAUUAUUGAUGAGGAAUGAAGAAAGAAGCGUUUGGCGUAGCGUUUUUCCGUAAAAAAGAAAAGUUUUUAGAAAAGAAUUAAUACGAAACGUAUAGUUUUUAUAAUAAUUAUCAAUCAUCAUUAAUAAUUACUACUA